Molecule: messenger RNA, 2502 nt
Organism: Zingiber officinale
Lineage: Eukaryota; Viridiplantae; Streptophyta; Magnoliopsida; Zingiberales; Zingiberaceae
Product: homeobox protein ATH1-like
Exons: 5
Coding region: 579-2342 (587 amino acids)
Biological process (GO): regulation of transcription by RNA polymerase II
Molecular function (GO): RNA polymerase II cis-regulatory region sequence-specific DNA binding; DNA-binding transcription factor activity, RNA polymerase II-specific
Source: RefSeq, a predicted model, not a curated record
CAGUGGCUAUAUGCUCUUAGAGGGGAGGAAGGCCAUAAUUCUUCUUCAGCUUUGGGCCCCAUGUUUUUGGAUUUUGUGCUGGUGAAAACCCACCCCAAUGCCCUGAUGACUCAAAAAGAAGGAACUUCUUCUAUAAGUGGUCAGCCUGAUGAAUUCUGUGCUCCAUAGUUUUCUUGCUUGUUCUUGAGCCAUGAAUUGUCCAUCUGUUGUAGGCAUUCUUUAAGGAAACGAGCCGCUUCCCUUUUUUGAUCGAAUUAGUGGAGAUUUCUUCCCAUUAGGAAAAGUAAAAUACAAUUGUACAAGUCUCAAACGUGAUUUGGAUCUGAGCUCCAAUGCUCUCCCACUUUAGCUCUUAUGUCCAGAGAGGGAACGACAUUGGUUAUUCUUUUGGUAGCUUAUUGUCUGAGCAAAGAUGAACAGUCAAGAGAGGCUGGUUUUUUAGAAGUGAUGAGAUGAAUGUCUAGCAAAAAGGAUUUUCUUUCUAAAUCCAAGUGGUACCUGAAACUUGAUAGCUCGGCAAAUCCAAUAGACCGGCAGUAGCAUUUCCUGAGAGUGCAAUUCCAGCAUCUUGGACUGGGAUGGAGAAUGACAUUUUCAAUGGCUCAUUCCUCAAUUUUAGUCAAAGUAACAUGAUUCUUGAUCCAACCUUUGGUUCUUUUCUCCAGUCAGGCAUACCGGGCAACAACAUCCACAGGCAAAUGUUUGCCGGUAAUCUCUUUGUUUCUGCAGUUCAAGACACAGCAACUGCUGAUGUUUAUUUGACAAGCAGGGAAGCUAGUCCAUUUAGUGGCACCUCAUUUUCUAGAACCUUUACUCAGAUUGGUAAUGAUUCAUUCAAUCGAUCCAUUGCCAAUGUUGGCCUCCGUGAGCAUUUUUCAGGAACUUCCCUUUCUGCCACUUCACUUGCUAAUCUUUUAUCUUCCACCACCUGUGUGCCAGAAAACAGUACCGGGGAGGAUAUGAUAGUUACUUCGUCACUUGCAGCAUCACCUCACUGUAACUUUGGGUCGCCAAGCGAUAUCAAUCUCAUGUGGAAUCAGAGCGAAUUGGUCGGUCAUCAAGUGCCUUUAGGCAAAACAUUCAGUGUAGUUCAACCAUCCUAUCAUAUAAAGAAGGGUUCACUGCCUGGUUGGAACUGUCACGACCCGAAUUGGAAUUUCUGGCAUGCUUAUGGCAACCCAGCACCGGCUCCAGGUAGUGAACUUUCUCUCAGUGUUGGUUCCUGUCAGCCAUGUGGCCCAUGUCUCACCGACGCUGGCAAUAUUGCUGAUCAAUGCUCCGAGAUAAGCUGUUCUGCUGUAACUCAAGUUACAUCAGCAGACAGUGCGCACCGUUCAACUGAGUUUCAAGCUUCCAAUCAUGCUAACCAAAGCUCUCUCGAUGAUUUCUGUUUGAGAAUGGCACAAAAGGAGAAUAAUGCAUGCACUGAGAAGCCUUCUCUAAAUCACAGCUCUUCUCGCUUCGUUCAGUUAUCCCAUAUGUUGUCAAGAUCAAAAUAUCUUGAUGCAGUGCAAGAAGUUCUUGCUGAAUUUGCUACAUGUGCACUAGCAGAUUUCAACAACAUGAAUGAUUCACUGGAGGCUAAAGUGUCUUUUUCUUCAAGCUGCUCUAGCACGCCAGAACACCCUAUAACUGUUUCAGAAUUGCUACUUGCAUUUGGGCAAACUGAAACUCUGGACAAUGUGGAUUCUCAAAUGUGCCAGGAAGCUAAUAGAAAGAAAAGUGAGCUGCUAACAAUGCUUCAAUUGGUGGAUCACAGUUACAAUCACUGCUUGGAGCAGAUGCAAGAUGUCAUGGCCUCUUUUGUUUCCCUAAUCCAGUCAAGCACCUCUGAUCGCCAUGCCCGCUUUGCAUUACAUUCAGUUUCUUCACUAUAUAAAAGCUUAAAAAGGAGAAUUACUAGUCUGGUUAUACUGAUUGCUCAACAAUCUGGUGCCGAAAAACUCAAAGGAAAGGAAAAGAACCUUGAAUCCUCAUUGCUCCAGAAGCAGUGGGCUCUGCAACAGCUGAAGAAGAGUGAACAACAAUCUUGGAGGCCACAGAGAGGUUUGCCUGAAAAAUCUGUCUCCGUUCUACGAACUUGGAUGUUCGAGAACUUUUUGCAUCCUGUGGAUGAUCUCAGGUACCCAAAAGACAAUGAGAAGCAUUUACUUGCAAUAAAAAGUGGUUUGACUCGGAGUCAGGUGUCGAAUUGGUUUAUAAAUGCUCGCGUGCGUCUUUGGAAACCGAUGAUUGAAGACAUGUACUCAGAGCUCAACAAAAAGAGAACAGAUGAAGCAUUGGAUGGUGAAAGCAGGAGCGAAAAUGGAAACCUUUGCGGUCCAAGUUUUCUAGCCAUCUAAAGAUCCAAGCUUCUACUAGAACUGUUCAAGUAAUUCUCAGCAUUUGGCCAUGGCAACUCUUCUUCAUGGUGAGAAAAUGAUGUUAUCAUUUGUACUUAUUGGUUCUUGUACUGUCGAUCCAAGAUUCUGUAUAUGCAUAUUGGGAUGUCAAAUUUAGUCU